UAACUAUCGACAUAUAUCGAUAGUAGCAAAUAAAGUAAUACAUAUUGUGUUUCGAUCGUGCUAAAAUAUAAAGUAUAAACCAUUGCAGCGUUAAAUGAACGGCAGAAGCUAAUUUGAAGAUUUAAAACAGGUUAUUAAUUACAAGUCUACUUACCUCUUGUGCUGUUCCUGUUGGCUUUUUUCUUGGAUUAGCAUAAACUUCUAUCUUAUAUGAGCAGCUUGGAUGAAUAUAUAUCUCUGGUUUUCAAAUGGCCUCGGCUGCGAUGUCCCCGGCUGAAGAUGACGAGUUAACCCUUCCUCGUGCAUCCAUUAAUAAGAUGAUCAAGGAAAUACUACCACAUGUACGCGUGGCUAAUGAGUCACGAGAAUUAAUCCUAAAUUGUUGUACAGAAUUCAUCCAUUUGUUGUCUUCUGAAGCUAAUGAGAUAUGCAAUCAACAACAAAAAAAGACAAUAAAUGCAGAGCAUAUUUUGCAAGCACUUGAAAAACUUGGUUUCGGCGAUUAUAGUGCAGAAGCAGAAGCUGUUUUAAGAGAUUGUAAAGCAGUAGCAGCUAAGAGAAGACGUCAGAGUACUAGGUUAGAAAAUUUGGGAAUUCCAGAAGAAGAAUUAUUGAGACAACAACAAGAACUCUUUGCAAAAGCAAGAGAAGAACAAGCUGUUGCUGAACAACAACAAUGGCAACAAUUGCAAGCAGUUGCACAAAUGACAUCGAUGCAACAAACUGAUAGCGAACAAGAAGAUUACUCAUAAAAUACAAUACAGAAAUAAUUCAAUUGAGAUCAUAUGUGAAGUUUUUCCACAUUUUAUUAUAUUAAGAAAUAUAAAAAGGAAAAUAGGAGAUCUUAUUUUGAAUAAAAAUAAUAAGUGUA
This is a messenger RNA of Vespula pensylvanica (western yellowjacket), 871 nucleotides long. RefSeq names its product protein Dr1 (gene NC2beta). The coding region runs from base 249 to 752 and encodes 167 amino acids. Lineage: Eukaryota; Metazoa; Arthropoda; Insecta; Hymenoptera; Vespidae. Gene Ontology annotation, cellular component: negative cofactor 2 complex. The transcript is spliced from 3 exons. The record is from RefSeq and is a predicted model, not a curated record. Gene Ontology annotation, biological process: chromatin remodeling; RNA polymerase II preinitiation complex assembly; positive regulation of transcription by RNA polymerase II. Gene Ontology annotation, molecular function: protein heterodimerization activity; TBP-class protein binding; core promoter sequence-specific DNA binding.